Messenger RNA from Nicotiana tabacum (common tobacco), 2146 nucleotides. RefSeq names its product amino acid transporter AVT6A. NCBI's taxonomy places the organism in Eukaryota, Viridiplantae, Streptophyta, Magnoliopsida, Solanales, Solanaceae. Gene Ontology annotation, cellular component: membrane. Gene Ontology annotation, biological process: amino acid transmembrane transport. Gene Ontology annotation, molecular function: L-amino acid transmembrane transporter activity. The record is from RefSeq and is a predicted model, not a curated record.
UGUAAAAUCUCUCUUACAUAGCUGGCACAGAGACGAAGUUUUUCUGGGACCCACAUGUCACGUGGCGGUGAAUCAUUGGUUGGAGCCUUAAAUAAAGCGUUGUCACCGGUAGUUCCCGCGUAAAUUUCAUGUAACGCCUUUUUGCUGAAACAAAUUUCUUAAAGCACCCCAUAUUCCUUCCUCAUUCCAAAUAAUCCCCCGCAAUUUUCCAAAAAUUACGAAAAUGACCUACUCCGACCGGAAGCAUCGUCGGAGCCCUAAAACCACCCCUCUUCUGCCGCAAAAGGACGCCAAUUUCGGCCAUUCCGAAGCCGGAUUCGACGGCGCUUCCUUCUCCGGCGCCGUCUUCAAUCUCUCCACUACAAUGGUCGGCGCCGGAAUUAUGGCACUUCCGGCUACUCUUAAGCAACUCGGUGCAAUUCCAGGUCUUAUCGUUAUAAUCCUCGCCGCUAUGCUGACGGAGAAGUCAAUUGAAAUGUUGCUUAGAUUCACCAGAGUUUCCAAAUCCGCCUCCUCCUACUCCGGCCUCGCCGGCGAUGCGUUCGGCGGAUUUGGCCGUACUUUAUUGGAAACUUGUAUCGUGAUUAACAAUCUCGGAAUGCUUGUUGUCUACAUGAUCAUUAUUGGUGAUGUAUUAUCUGGAACUUCAUCUGAUGGGGUACACUAUUCGGGCGUAAUGGAAGAAUGGUUUGGUCAACAUUGGUGGACUGUGCGCUCCAACAUAUUGCUUCUUACUACACUCCUUGUCUUUGUUCCUCUUGUUUCAUUCAAACGUGUUGAUUCAUUGAGAUAUACAUCAGCCAUGUCAGUCGCUCUAGCUGUUGUAUUUGUGGUAAUCACAGCUGGAAUAGUCAUUGUUAAGUUCAUUAAUGGAAGCAUUGCAAUGCCCCGCUUGCUGCCAAAACUCAUUGAUCAAGCAUCUUUCUGGAAGCUUUUCACAACUGUCCCUGUACUUGUCACUGCCUAUAUUUGCCAUCACAAUAUACAUCCAAUAGAGAAUGAGCUAAGAGAUGGCAGCCAGAUGAAGUCAAUAGUCCGGACUUCAAUUGCGUUAUGCACAACUGUAUAUGUGGCAACCAGCUUUUUUGGAUUCCUUCUCUUUGGCGAUCAUACCUUGGAUGAUGUACUCGCCAACUUUGACGGUGAACUUGGGAUUCCUUAUAGCUCAUUGCUUAAUGAUGUGGUGCGAGUGAGCUAUGUCAUCCACUUGAUGCUUGUUUUCCCAAUUGUUUUCUUUUCCCUUCGCCUCAAUAUGGAUGGCCUCUUUUUCCCAUAUGCAAUUCCUAUUGCCUAUGAUAAUCGCAGAUUCUUUUCAGUCACAGCAGCUCUCAUCUGUUUCAUUUUUUUGGGAGCAAAUUGUGUACCUAGCAUUUGGGAUGCAUUCCAGUUUACUGGUGCCACAGCUACUGUCUCUGUUGGUUUCAUUUUUCCGGCUGCUAUUGUCCUUAGGGAUACACAUGGAAUUGCAACCAAGAGGGACAGGUUAGUAUCAUGGGUCAUGAUACUGUUAGCGGUUUCAUCAAGCACUGUGGCAAUCUGCAGUGACAUUUACAGCAUUUUCAAUAUUGGAGUUGAAGCUUAGUAGGGGAGGGCAAGUUGUCACUCUCUGUCUAUUUAAAUAUUUGCCGAAGGCAGAUUAAGGUUUAUAGUCGUCACACCCUUCUUUGGGAGAAUUCAAAUAUGUCAAAAAAUUAGGUGUUCACAAUAGUCAGUGAUGCGAUGCACUUCAGAUCAGUUAACUGAUUUUUUGUGAUUGAUGCUAAGUUUAUCCCAAGUGCAUUAACAGGAAGAUACAUGAGAACAGUUUCGAUACCGAGGAAAAGUACCAUGCAGAAAUCGGUCCAUAUUCUGUACAGCACACAAAAUUUGUAAUCUGCAGUAGAAGAGCUAAUUUUUUUUUGAUUUUGAUUUAUCAUUACGAAACUGUUGAGCAUCUAUAGAAAACGGCCUCUCUAGCUCCACAAUGCAAGAGUAAGGUCUGUAUGCACUACCCUCUCUAGACUCCACCGGUGGAAAUACACUGAAUAUGUUGUUUAUCAUUAUGAAACUGAGCAUUUUUGUAAAAUUUGUCAAAUUCUGUUCCUGAUACAAUUUUCAGGUUGCAAUAGUUUGUAGUUUUUCAUUUAAAGCCAUGAAAAUUUCAGCA